AUGGGUCCCAAGAAGGAGAAGAGCAGUUUGAAGCGGAAUCGGCAUAGCACCGGCGACGACCAGGAAAUCAAGAAACCGCGGAGAUCCCAAAGAAUCUCUUCGCAGUCUCAAAAGGAUGCCCAGCACACACCUCUCAAGAACCAAUAUCUGCCUUCUCCUCUGACGAACCAUGAGUCUACCGUUACCGAAACGUUCAAGGAACACACGGCUACUCCUCCAGAAGGCCGCCCCAGCCAGAUCCGCCAUAUCACUCCCAUAACCUCUCCACCACUUCUUCCACAAUCUUCACCUCAAGACACCCAACCUCUAUCCCAGUUCGUCUAUCCUCCUAGAGACAUCGAGCCUGACUUGAAUGAUGAGGAUGGGACUUGGGGCUAUCUGUUCCCUAUGGCGGAGAACGGUCACAGGCUGCAGAUGAAACGAAGGGCAUUCUGUCCCGCUCCCGCCAAGCCGCUCGAGGUUUCGAGACCUACUGUCAAGAGUAAGAAGCGAGGAAAGAAGGAAUUGGUUGAAGCCGAGGCAGAAUAUGAGCAGGACAAAACAAGCAAAGGAUUUCCGGCGAGCGGGUAUCUAAUCGGUCGACAUCCAGAAUGUGACAUGAUACUUGAUAUUCCAACCGUCUCGAAUCGCCAUUGCUUGAUCUUCAACGAAACUCGAAACGGCGAUACGGUGGCUAUUCUCGAAGACUUGUCGAGCAACGGUACCUUUGUUAACGAGGCAUUCCUGGGCCGGAACAAGCGAAGGGAAUUAGAAGAUGGGGAUGAGAUUACUAUCUUGGAUGAGGCCAGAUUUGUCUUCCGUUACCCAAGAAGCCGGGACUCGAGUGCUUUCAACUCGCGGUACCGAAUCCUACAACAAUUGGGGAAGGGCCAUUUUGCCACUGUGUACCUGUGUGUGGAAAGAUCAACCGGGUUCAAGUUCGCCGUCAAAAAGUUCGAACGUCGUAUGGGAGAGUCUCAACGAUCUCAGACAGAGGGACUCGAACAAGAAAUUGCUGUAUUGAUGAGUGUCAGCCAUCCCAAUGUGCUUUGCCUGAAAGAGACGUUCGACGAACCGGAUGGAGUUUACCUUGUCCUGGAACUUGCCGCUGAAGGCGAAUUGUUCAACUUGAUUGUGACGAAACAGAAGUUGACAGAGGCUGAGACCAGGAAAAUCUUCAUUCAGUUGUUCCAGGGAACGAAAUACCUGCACGAACGGAACAUCGUUCAUCGUGAUAUCAAACCAGAGAAUAUCUUGCUAACGGAUAAGAAUUUGUCAGUCAAGUUGGCAGAUUUCGGGCUAGCAAAGAUCAUAGGAGAGGAGUCCUUCACAACUACGUUAUGUGGGACACCAAGCUAUGUCGCGCCCGAAAUACUGGAGAAUACACGUCAUCGAAAAUAUACCAAAGCGGUUGACAUCUGGUCUCUCGGCGUGGUCUUGUACAUCUGUCUCUGCGGGUUUCCACCGUUCUCCGACGAGCUCUAUUCACGAGAAAACCCAUACACCCUAGCCCAACAGAUCAAAAUGGGCCGGUUUGACUAUCCAUCACCAUAUUGGGACUCGAUUGGCGACCCUGCACUUGAUCUCAUCGACCGUAUGCUCACAGUCGAUGUGGAGAAGCGGAUUACCAUUGAUCAGUGCCUCGAACAUCCCUGGACAAGGAACGCAGGCUACAUCAACCCUGCUGAUUCGCUUGACGGUCUCACCGGGCAGAUGAGUGCGUUUGACUUCUCCAAGCGAAAAGUCCAACGGGAACGUACUUUGCUGGCCAACAUCAACGAUGUUAAGGUGAGCAAAGUAGUAGAUCUCAACGGAGGCCAGCAGAUUCGCGGUCAACAAACCCAUAUUCCUGGUUCACCCGCGCAUGUGAAGGUGUGGGACAAGAACCCUAGUGGAAAGAAUAUUAGGAUGAGCCCGCCCAAGGACAACAAAGGUAAAAAGCCAAAGGGUGCUGAAAAGAACGAAGAGGACAACAAAAGGGAGGAACAUCCUGCGGCCAACCGGCAGCAAGAGGAAUUUAUGCAGAUGGGCGGCAAAGGAGAUAUGCCUUUGUUUGGGGACGAUGUCUCCUCGAGAUAUUUGCCCGAAGAGGUGCCCAAGGGAAAGAAAAAGUGA
Molecule: messenger RNA, 2094 nt
Organism: Cladophialophora bantiana CBS 173.52
Lineage: Eukaryota; Fungi; Ascomycota; Eurotiomycetes; Chaetothyriales; Herpotrichiellaceae
Exons: 3
Coding region: 1-2094 (697 amino acids)
Biological process (GO): mitotic DNA damage checkpoint signaling; protein phosphorylation
Cellular component (GO): nucleus
Molecular function (GO): protein serine/threonine kinase activity; ATP binding; protein binding
Source: RefSeq, a predicted model, not a curated record